Lagenorhynchus albirostris (white-beaked dolphin) is the source of this 417-nucleotide messenger RNA. It is a transcript of the gene LY6L, whose product is annotated as lymphocyte antigen 6 family member L. The transcript is spliced from 3 exons. Gene Ontology annotation, cellular component: plasma membrane. The coding region runs from base 1 to 417 and encodes 138 amino acids. The record is from RefSeq and is a predicted model, not a curated record. Lineage: Eukaryota; Metazoa; Chordata; Mammalia; Artiodactyla; Delphinidae.
AUGGGGGUGCCGGUUCCAGUCCUGUGGGCUCUGCUGGUGUCUUUGGGCUGUGCUGAAGAAGCCACAGAGCCAGGUGAGAACCUGAGCUGCUACCAGUGCUUCAAAGCCACGAGCUGGGAGUUUUGCAAGCCCGCCGCGUGCGCCUCCGGCGACCGGGUCUGCGUCUCCCACACGGUGAUCAUCACCCUGAGAUCUCGCCUGAGAAUUUCGCUCAGCAGGCGCUGUGCUCCCAGGUGUCCCAACACCAACAUGAAGUCUGAAUGGUCGUCGGGCCCCGGGGUGCACGGCAAGAUCACCAGGCACUGCUGUUCCAGAUCUCUCUGCAACAGGGCACCGCCCCCGCGGGAGGCUCCUGGGGCGCUUCCAAGGGCGCUCCUGCUCCAGGUGGGCCUUGGCCUCCUCUGGGUCCUGCUGUGA